CCACGGCACAGUCGCUUUUGGCCAGCAGAAAGACAGGGUCGCUUGGAAAAAGCGUUAAGGAUACACAAAACCAAAAACCACCUCAGGCGUUUAUAGGAAACAGCAAAAGCCAUGGCAAUGAGAGCGCUCGUCAUAGUGGCCUGCAUCACUUUGGUGGCCGGCGAAGGUCUACGGCUUCCGGACCAGCAGUCGUCCAACAACAUCCAGCAGGUCUAUGCGCCGCAGCCCCCCAUCCAGCAAAUCCAGCAGCCCCAGCAGAUCCCACAGCAACCGCAGCCAGGAGUUGGCGAGGAGCGGGGACGCUCCUCCCUGCUGAGCAUCUUCGGGCUGGGCAACGACAACGAUCCCUACCUUGCCAGGACCAACACCAACUGCCUCGGCGGCGACCUCUCCGAGUGCUUCAAGACCCAGGCCCUCAACACCUUCGACGAGAUCUUCUUCAAGGACCAGUACAAGCUCUCCGACUUUGCGCGCGUGGUGCGAUUGCCGGAAACCCAACAGAGGUCCUUGCUGCAGGAGCCCUUUGAGUACUCCGAGGAGCCACGUGGAGACGAUGACUCGUGGAAUCAGCUUCUGAAAUAUGGACUGCGAAGGGCCGAACGCUUCAUCAAGUCCACGGCUCUGGAGGUCGAGUGGCCCGAGGAACUCACUGAAGCCGGUCGUUAUGAGGCCCGUUUCAUCGGAAACGACAUUGAUGGCGAACUGGACCUUAUUGAUGAUGGACAGCGUGCUGGACAUUUCUCGCGCAAGAAGCUUAAGAAGAUGAUCAUUCCCCUGCUGCUCGUGCUGAAGAUCUUCAAGCUGAAGCUGCUGCUGUUCCUGCCCUUCAUCCUGGGCAUUGCUGGCCUCAAGAAGAUCCUUGGUCUGGCUGCUAUUGUCCUGCCCGGUCUAUUCGCCUACUUCAAGCUGUGCCGCCCACCAGGUGGCGUCGGAGGGGCCUUCGGCGGCGGGCUGUCCAGCCUGUUCGGCAGCAAGAACACCUUCCCUGAAUACAAUCCCCAGGGAGUGGGUGCCGCCACCUAUUACCACCACCACGAGCAUUUCGAGGGCGGCCACGGAGGCGCUCCAGGACCCUACUACCGCCAGGAGCCUAGCUUCGCCAAGCCCUACACCGACUACUACAGCAAGAGCUUCCAGGGUCAGCAGGUCCAGGGUCAGCAGGUCGCCGGCAACUCCGUCAGCUUCGGGGAUCCCCAGGAGGCGGCCUACAAUGGAUACUACGGACGCAACUCCGGCAAGGACAUUGCCGCCGAGCAACAGCCCCAGAAGAGCUAACUUCGAGGACUUCGACCGUCGCCACGUUGUUAUUUAUUCGGCCCCGGCCUUGUUGCAUUCCUAUAAGAAUAUUUAUUACGCUAAUUGUAAAUAAAACAAAAUUUAAAACGAA
This is a messenger RNA of Drosophila takahashii, 1387 nucleotides long. RefSeq names its product DUF1676 domain-containing protein Osi2 (gene Osi2). NCBI's taxonomy places the organism in Eukaryota, Metazoa, Arthropoda, Insecta, Diptera, Drosophilidae. Gene Ontology annotation, cellular component: membrane. The record is from RefSeq and is a predicted model, not a curated record.